ACUUCGGAGGACACGGGUGGCCAUGUGAUCUUGUUUUCUUUUCUUAAAAAAUGCGGAAGUUGGAUGUGCAGCUUCUGGUCAAAACAAUCAAUCAACGGCAAUUCAAGGGAUAGGAGGUCUUCACCAAAAAAAACGAUUUACAAGGAUACAGUGGUAAGAGCAUAAAAAAUAGUGAAUCCUUAUAAAAAUGCAUUCAAAAACUUUCUAGAGAGAGAGAUAAGAAAACGAGAAACGCGCAAGCUAAAAUGCGAAGUGCGCCAGCAAGUCGUUGGCGCAAUUCUCGCUUUUGGAUUUUUUCGAAACAGAUUUUAAUGAAUUCUAAGACCAAAUUACUGUAGUUGGAAAAAAACAGAACGCCAACGGAAUCAGAAUUUUAACGUUAAAACAUAAAAUAAUUUUUCCACUACAAGAGAAACGUGACAUUGCUGAUCAAAAAUGUAAAAUAUACCACGUUGCAAGUCAAUCUUCUCCACCAGAGUUUUAAAAAAUCAGUUCGAAUUUCAACGAAAAUCGCAACGAAAAAGAGCCAUGAGUCGUACAAUUUGGUUGGUGAGACAUGGACAACGCGUGGACAAUGUGGACAAGAAGUGGAAGGCGAACAACGAUGCCAAAUGGGAUGAUCCGGAGCUCACUCUCCGCGGGAAACAACAAGCCCAUGAGGUUGGAAAGCACUUUGCCAACAUGAAUAUCGAGGCGAUCGUGGUUUCUCCAUUCACAAGAUGCAUCGAGACGGCAGCUCAAAUCGUUGCAAUGAUGGAGAACAAGGCGAAGAUUUGUGUUGAGCCAGGGCUCAUGGAGCCGCUGUAUCUUUGCAAGAACCCACCAACCAUCCCAUCUAUGGACAAGAUCAAAGAAUACUCUACUCAAGUCGACGAAAGCUACAAACCAGUGUUCGAGAAGCUUCCGAUUUCCGAAAUAUCAUUAUUGUUUUCCGAAAUAUCAUUAUUGUUUCCCAUGGUACUCCACUGGCAAACAUCCACGCUUUCUUGAAGGGACACUGGAAGUAUGUUGGACAGUGCACUAUUUCCAAGGUCACUGACAUGUAUGGACAGUCAUUCCGUCUCGACUACUGGUCGGACAAGAAACACUUGACUCAGAAGGGUGAUCUGCUCGAGGAUGAGGUCAUUGUGCCACGUGCAGCCCCACAAGCUUAGCAUCUCAAUGGACGAAUGGAAUCUGAAAACUUAACCGAUUGAUCUUUUAGAAUCGAAUAAAAUGUUUGUAUGUAGCUUU
Messenger RNA from Caenorhabditis elegans, 1233 nucleotides. RefSeq names its product Phosphoglycerate mutase family protein (gene ZK484.6). The record is from RefSeq and is marked reviewed. The transcript is spliced from 4 exons. Gene Ontology annotation, molecular function: catalytic activity. NCBI's taxonomy places the organism in Eukaryota, Metazoa, Nematoda, Chromadorea, Rhabditida, Rhabditidae. The coding region runs from base 529 to 990 and encodes 153 amino acids.